AUUUAUUUCUUUUUUUUUCAUCCGAGCUGCCGCCAUGUUGUUCUGAAGCAGGAUGACAGCAGAACGGCGCAGAAGAGGGAGACGGAACUAAUACGACAAUAAAUGCCAAAUAAACUCAGUUUUUGGGGGCACGGCGCAAUAUUACUGAGACAGACGAACCGAACAAUAGAUUAGCCGUUGUUGUUUUUGCAUUUCGAACAAGCUGUAAGGGUUUAAAGUGCAGCCCUCCGAUUUCCUGGAUAUUCUAUAUUUCGUUUUCCUAUGGCGUAGGCUUUUUUAAAGACUGUAUUUUUAUUUCCUGGGGGUGGGAGGGGGGCCUUCCAGUAAAAUAAAGGAUACCGAUUGUUAUAAAGAAUUACUGAACUCGGAAAGCCGACCAAAUGUGUAAUACAAGACUAGUCACAUUUCUAACAUUCGAAUAGCUACUGGCUCCGUCCCACUGGCUUAAGGACCGCCAUACCGUCUUUGGAUCCAUAAAUUGUCAUUUCAAAGUAGGCUAAUUGUACGAGUAUUUUUUUUAUUUAAAAAAAGCAAAAGACGGGAGAUACUCAGCCUUUUCACCUGGAAGGUCGCGCACAAAAGGGACAGCAUAGCCCACCGAAAAUGACGAGCAGUGUUCCAGCAGACAUGAUCAACUUGCGGCUGAUCCUGGUGAGUGGGAAGACUAAAGAGUUCCUGUUCUCUCCCAACGACUCGGCCGCAGACAUCGCCAAGCACGUGUACGACAACUGGCCAAUGGACUGGGAGGAGGAGCAGGUCAGCAGUCCCAACAUCCUCCGGCUCAUCUACCAGGGCAGGUUUCUGCACGGCAACGUCACGCUCGGAGCUCUGAAGCUUCCCCUCGGCAAGACCACAGUGAUGCACUUAGUCGCCAGAGAGACUCUGCCUGAGCCCAACUCCCAAGGUCAGAGGAAUCGGGAGAAGACUGGAGAGAGCAACUGCUGUUCGAUCCUGUAACUACGCCCAGCUGUCUCACUGAGCGCGCACACACACACACACACACACACACACACACACACACACACACACACACACGCGCGCGCUGCAGAAACACACUCAUUAUCACUUUACAUUGGAGGACCUGUAGGCUGUUCGCAAGAAACAUAAUUAUUUUAAAUAAUCUAUAAAACACAGGCAGGGGGAAGGGAGGAGGAAGUGACAAGAUGGAGGAGGAGGAUCUGGACUGCUACGCGUCUGUCAGCACCACGCUCCAGAAACUUCUUUUCCUGGAGGAUCCGUCUCGGAAGUAUGAAAAAAAAAAUAAUUAUGUUUUAUUUUUUAACUGCAGUUGUUCCCCAACAACCCCCCACGCCCUGCCCGAUACCGGUCCAUCCCUGUUUUGGAAUCAAUUUACACAGGAACGAGGCUGCCCCUCCCCGACUCGCUCACCGCACCCCCGCAGACCCUUGCGGCUACGCUCGGUCUGAACUCUUGGCAUACCGGACUGUCUGUCUGUCUGUCUGUCUGUCUGAAGACAGAUGUUAUCUUCUUUUUUUUUUUUUUCUUUUUUUUUUUUUUUUUUUAUGUAGUGAGUUUUUUUUACGCGGUUCACAGGGGGAGGCGGGGAGGAAGUUUUUGGGAUGGAAUUCCGUGUUCCUAGUUCUGUGGGAUGAAUGCCCUGUUCCCAUUGUACUGUCACUGUUCCUUUCUGGAUGCAAGAUACUCACACGUUCUGAAUUCCUCAUUGCAGGCUAGUUACAAUGGCAUGUUAAGUCAAACCCUAGAAAGUACAAUUUAACCACUAAUUUGAUCAAACUUGUAUUAUUCAGCUCAAAGUCUCCCAGCGGUACAGCAGAGAAACACAUGGUCGUGCCUGUAAUCAGACUGCACUUGGCAGAGGAGUAUUUUUUUAAUCCUGUAGGCAUUCUGAAAGUGCACAUCAUGAACUAAUACGCCCUAACGCCACCAGUGCAUUCUCCUUACACUGACACAGGAAACACUUCUUCUGUCCAAUCACGCAUGGCGGCUUAACGAGUGAACUAACCAAUCGUCCAGCACUUACGCACCCCUCAGCUCCAGGCUUUCCCCGGUGUUGUGUCCCAGUGUAGCAAAGAGUGAGUCCCGGGAGAGAGAGCAGUGUCUCUCCCGGGAGAGAGAAAGAGCAGUGUCUCUCCUGGGAGAGAGAAGGAGCAGUGUCUCUCCCGGGAGAAAGAGCAGUGUCUCUCCCGGGAGAGAGAAAGAGCAGUGUCUCUCCUGGGAGAGAGAGUAGUGUCUCUCCUGGGAGAGAGAGAGAGUAGUGUCUCUCCCGGGAGGGAGAAAGAGCAGUGUCUCUCCCGGGAGAGAGAAAGAGCAGUGUCUCUCCCGGGAGAGAGAAAGAGUAGUGUCUCUCCUGGGAGAGAGAGUAGUGUCUCUCCUGGGAGAGAGAGAGAGAGUAGUGUCUCUCCUGGGAGAGAGAGAGAGAGUAGUGUCUCUCCUGGGAGAGAGAAAGAGUAGUGUCUCUCCUGGGAGAGAGAAAGAGUAGUGUCUCUCCUGGGAGAGAGAAAGAGUAGUGUCUCUCCCGGGAGGGAGAAAGAGUAGUGUCUCUCCCGGGAGAGAGAAAGAGCAGUGUCUCUCCCGGGAGAGAGAAAGAGUAGUGUCUCUCCCGGGAGAGAGAGUAGUGUCUCUCCCGGGAGAGAGAGUAGUGUCUCUCCCGGGAGAGAGAAAGAGUAGUGUCUCUCCCGGGAGAAGGAGUAGUGUCUCUCCCGGGAGAAGGAGCAGUGUCUCUCCCGGGAGAAGGAGCAGUGUCUCUCCCGGGAGAAGGAGCAGUGUCUCUCCCGGGAGAAGGAGUAGUGUCUCUCCCGGGAGAAGGAGCAGUGUCUCUCCCGGGAGAGAGAAAGAGUAGUGUCUCUCCCGGGAGAGAGAAAGAGUAGUGUCUCUCCCGGGAGAGAGAACAGUGUCUCUCCCGGGAGAGAGAACAGUGUCUCUCCCGGGAGAGAGAAAGAGUAGUGUCUCUCCCGGGAGAGAGAACAGUGUCUCUCCUGUGUUCACCCUCUCCUGUUUAACUGUGCUGUAAUAGUGGAUACUGGCGCAGCCCCACCCGGAAGUAAAUUUCUUUAUAUAUAUAUAUAUAUAAUUUUUUUCUUUUUUUGCAGUCGAUAAUAAUAAAUCAAUUUGCACAAUGCUGAAGCACGAGCUUUUUCAUCUAAUCCUGUAAAAAAAGGUUUUAUAUUUUUCCAAUGGGAAUUAUAUUCCAAAAUUAAGGUUACAUAUGUGUAGAAUAUAUUUAAUAUGAAUCUUAUAUAGUACAUGACUAUAGAUAUUAUUGAUAUAUAUUGGUGUUUAGUGUAUGAUGGUCUAUAUAAAUAGCUUAUUAGCCGUUCAAAUGGUCACUUUCAGACAGUAUGUCUUGUGCUUUAUGCAGCAAACCCUUAUCAUUGAUUCAGCUUAUUGUAAUAACUGUUUUUUCUUUGUUUCUUUUAUUUUUCAACUGUCGAUGAUCUAAUAUAAUCAUUUUUUUUCUGUGGUUAUUGCUUUAAAGAAAUGCUUUUUAACACAGUAAUUGGUCUUUAAAGAAAUGCUUUAUAACACAGUCAUAGGUCUUUAAAGUGUGUUCAUAUCGAUCAGGAUUCAAAUCUGUAUAAAGCGACGUUUUCAAACUGAUUGUAAAUAGCACUAAUGCUUUUUUUUUUUUCUCCUUCAAAUUACAAAAUGGAAUAAUUCUGUAAACUGAAUAAAGAAUAUUGAAAUGCUGA
Conger conger (European conger) is the source of this 3671-nucleotide messenger RNA. It is a transcript of the gene ubl3a, whose product is annotated as ubiquitin-like 3a. The record is from RefSeq and is a predicted model, not a curated record. The transcript is spliced from 5 exons. Lineage: Eukaryota; Metazoa; Chordata; Actinopteri; Anguilliformes; Congridae. Gene Ontology annotation, molecular function: protein binding. The coding region runs from base 604 to 957 and encodes 117 amino acids.